UUUAGUACAGACAAUAAUUUCUAAUAUGUAUGUAUGUUCUGUUUCCAUGUCUAGCAGUUUUUGCAUGUGUGACUGAGGUUAAUUUUACCGUUUCCACUGUUAUGUUAACAAGGUCUGUUAAAUUGGUUGAGUGUCUUUGGCCCCUAUUAUGAGUUGCAUUCGAUCUUCGACAACGAUCGAAAAUGCUGGUCGAACGAAUUUGCAUUUGGUAUUACGACGCUCAUUCGAUGAAGAUUGGCGUUAUUGUGAAUUGCAAUCAUUUUGAAUGUUCACGAUAGUAUACAUCUGUCAGAUGGUGUAAAAACUAAAAGCGUUUUGUUUACGAAGUGUGGAAGUAAAACUAACUAAUAUUUUAUAAAUAAAGAAAAUAUAAAUAAAAGUUAAAAUAAAAUAUGACUACGACUGAGUUGUGGUUUGGCGAUUCUUCAGAGGAGGAUGAAAGCUUACUGGAAUUGGCUAGAAAUAGAAAGAAGCUAAGGGACGCUUCCAACCCUUUGGAAUUAGAUUCCGCUACAUUUAUAGAAAACUUCCGUUUGUCGAAAGAGGCGUUUGUUGAUUUGCUGUCCGCUACAGAGGAGAUGCUGCAGCGAUGCACACGAGCGAAAUCUAUUCCCAAUAUACUAAAAUUGGCAACAACUUUACGAUUUUGUGCUCAGGGAUCGUAUCAACUUAGUAUAGGGAAUGAAAACAUGCUUGGACUUGCACAGCCCACGGUGUCUGUGGUACUAUCUGAGGUACUCGAUGCCCUGGAGAAUUUCAUUUGCCAAAGAUGGAUAAAAUUCAAUUAUACCGAGGCUGAAAUGCAACAAGCAAAAUCUCAUUUUUAUAGCAAUACCAGAUUUCCUGGGGUAAUCGGUUGUGUUGAUGGUACACACAUCAAAAUUGUGGCUCCCAAAAAGGAGUUGCAGCAUUUAUAUUACAACAGAAAAGGAUUCUUUAGCAUUAAUGCUAUGAUUGUUUGUGAUCAUACAAUGAUCAUACGGUAUAUAAAUGCAAAGAAUCCGGGGGCAACGCAUGAUUCGAUGAUUUUCAACAUGUCAGCAUUGAAAGCAUAUCUAGAACAGCAAGUCGAAAAUGGUCUUCGCAAUACUUGGCUACUUGGAGACGCUGGAUACGCUCUAAAAACAUAUUUGAUGACACCUUUUAGAAAUUCUGAAGAAGGAUCUCCAGAAAGCAGAUACAAUACACAACAUUCGAGAGCAAGAAAUAUAGUAGAGCGCACUAUUGAAGUGUUGAAAAAUAGAUUCAGAUGUUUGUUACAAGCAAGAGCUCUCCACUAUUCUCCAAAAAAGGCGACACAAAUUAUUAAUGUUUGUGCAGCUUUACACAACAUUUGCAUAUUUUAUAAAGUCGAAAUUUCUCCUGAAGAAUUUCCUAAUGAGGCAAACGACAGUCAUGGUGGAGUCAUUGAAGUUGAAUCUGAUAACGACUCGGAAGCAGCAGCAAUUAGAAAUCGUAUAUCAAGAACGUUUUAGAUAUAAUUAAAAAAAAUUAAUUAGAAGGCUUAUUUAUUCAAAAUAUUUAUUAUGGAAUUCAUUGUUCAUGUUUAUCUACGUAAUAAAAAAUACUC
Messenger RNA from Bactrocera tryoni, 1570 nucleotides. Its product is annotated as putative nuclease HARBI1. The transcript has 4 exons. The record is from RefSeq and is a predicted model, not a curated record. The coding region runs from base 393 to 1475 and encodes 360 amino acids. NCBI's taxonomy places the organism in Eukaryota, Metazoa, Arthropoda, Insecta, Diptera, Tephritidae.